ACGCAUCGCGAACGGACACAUGCCGCUUAUAUUUCAAUAUUUAGUAAGUUCCUUAUUUGAUGUGAAGUGGACUUGUUCAAUUUAACAACUUGUCGUCAGCUUUACGAUACGAUCGAACUAGAGGAUAAAUAUACAUGUAGAGAAAAUAGACAAACGUGUGCAAACGGAACAUUUAAUUAUUUUUAAUUAAUACCUUUUCUAAAUUUAUAUUAGCACGAAGAACAUGGAUAAUAAACACUUUUCUUUAAAAUAAAAUGAAAAUAUCACUUGUAUAUUUAAUAAUAUAAAAGAAACGUUACAUACAUAUGCACAUAUAGUUUGAUAUUAUAAUAAAGUGCACUUUAGAUAUAAACGCAACACACAUACGCUUCUUGAAACCUUUUCAAAGAAAUGGAACUAUAACUUUUAGUAAAACUAGACUGCACGUUUGUCAUUAUCAUGUUAUUUCUGACGUGUUCUUUUCAAUUAUAACCAGUAUUUGAAAGUCAUUUAUCGGCAAUUUUCUGAGGCAUACCGUAAAUACCGUUAUUUUCAUGACAGUGUCAGUGUGAUUGUACAUUUCUCAUUUGUUUUUAUUGAUACACAUUUAACGGUCAAUCUAAUUAAGUUACAACACUAUUGUAAAUGCAUCAGGUUUUUUCAAGACGAGAGAAAAAGCAAAUUUUAAGCAAAGUGAUUUAUAUCUAGGAGAGAACUUAUGAAACGGAUAUAUUAAGAGGAUAAGAACUCGUUUAGUGAAUUAACCGUGGUUGAAAUUCACGUAGUUUGAGAAAAUGUUACUCUCUUCAAAUUUUGAACCAACGAUAGAAAAUGCGCCGUGUCCGCCAUUUUUUGUUGAAAAUGUUUACGACAUCUUUAUAACUACAGCAGCAAAUAAUAAUCUCACUGACAAUGUGACAGAAGGGGUAUGGAACAAAUGCAUGCUUCAAUAUCCUUACCCUACAACCACCACUACAACAACGACACUAUCCACGACGUCAACGACAGAGCAGACGACAACAACAACGCCAAGGCAGACGACGACAACAACGCCAAGGCAGACGACGACAACAACACCGAAGCAGACGACAACAACAACACCGAGACAGACGACGACAACAACACCGAAACUGACAUCAACAACACCGAAACAAACGACAAUAAUCACAACUGAAGAGACGGAGACGACAACAACACCAAAGCAGACGACAACAACGACACAACAGCAGACAACAACUUCACAAAAACAAAUAACCACAAAAACAAAACAGACAAGUACUUCAACAACAAAACUAACGACAACAUCUGCGACCAAACAGACAUCAACGUCUACAAUAAAACCAACAACAUCAACACCCACAUCAACACACACAACAACAACUACAGAGCAGACGACAAGUCUUACUACCUCUUCAUCAGAGGCCGUAACAAGAAGUCCCGCUACACUUACAUUAUCAUCAAAAUGUGACACUGUUUGUCUGUCCUUGGCACUCAUGUUUUCUGUUUGUGUUUUAUUGGGAAUACUUAUUACUUUGAUAUAUUGCAACAUGAGACACCGACACCAAAAGCACGUGAUGAAACAUAGUAAAAGACCUAAAAGAAAGAUCUCUAACGGAAAAUACAUCCCGAAAUUUCCCAAGAUGAGCAAACAGGCAGAUUUGAAAAAGAGCCCUCUUGCUUUUAUUAACCCAUCAUUUCUUACUGAACACGAACAUAUGUCGGACCCCUUUGAUUAUUAUUCAGCCGAGUACCAGCCAAUUGAUAACAUGUAUCCCUGGAACCAUCCACAAAACGAUUUAUUUUUGGAGUAUAAUCAGCCUCACUAUGAGUUGAUUUUUAGUUCCGGUGGACGUCAAUUUCACGCUGACGAGAAACGGAAUCAUCAAUAUUCAAACAUAGGCGGGAAUCCAUCUCACGCCGAUGAAUUUGCCAAAAGGCGCUCUCGUCACCCGUCGAUUGGCAGUCAUGUACCAAAAAUGCUCCCAGAAUAUGCUGAGAUAUACCCAUUUGGUAUAGAAGUAUAUGAUACAAGUUCAAGGAAUAGUGGACUUCCUAAAAUAGAUCUUGACUACAAUAAUGCAGACGAGAAAAUAGACACUGUGAUAAGGGAGCACAAAUUACCAAGAAUUCCUUUCGAAAAUGAUUUUGUAUCAGAUUCUCCUUACAAAGGAACAGAUACGCGGCAAGAUCAUCCUGGUGAAAAGAAUGAAGAACACAAAAGAGGUAACGGUGCGUUUAUUCACGGUCUUCCAAGAAUACCAUUAGACUUGGAGCAAACAGGCGACGAAUUGCGUGAAAAGCCUUCAUGGCAAUUAGGUUUACCUAAGCCACAAAUAGACAAAAGGUAUAGUAGGGAAAUUGAACAUGAAGAAAAUUACAUCCGCCAUCCGAAGCAUGGCCUUCGAAGAACUCCGAUUGAACCGUCGGGGAUAGGACACUUUGAAUUAAAUAAACGAAACAGACGAGAAGAUGAUUUUGCUGAUCGUGAAAGACAAAACAAUGGGGAUAAUGAAAAAUUUAAAUCGAACACAUAUUCGCUUUAUCAAGGACGUAAAGAUGGCAAUGUUAGUAGAGUAAAUAAAUCAAAGAGUCGUCUUAAAGAAGGUGAUACUUCAGAUCAAUUAUUCACUUACUCGGUACCGUACACAAAACUUUAGAAUCGUCUUAUCUGAUUAAUAACAAAUUGUAGCAAACAGUUCAAAAUAUUCGAUUGUACACAAAAAGGACCUAGUACACAAUUAAGAUAAUUAUACACAAUUUAUGUUAUGUUAUUUUGUUAAAGUAUACAUGUAUAUUAAAACUAAAUGAAACAAUUGAUGUAUGAGUAUAAUCAUGUUAUAUUUAUAUUGUUCCUUUGUCAUACGGCAUUGUUCUGCGAUUAUGGUGUACAUGACUGCAGUAACACUUUAAUAUCCUGCCAAGGUUGCAUUCUUUUUUUGUUUUGUUUCCAAGGAAACGGCAACCGUUAUUGAAAAACGAUUUAAUCCACCUUGCGAUAUAAGCACAUGGUUUUAGCCGUGCCUCCGUUUUAUUUUGACAUAACUUAUUAAAAAAAAAACAACAAAAAAAAA
Messenger RNA from Ruditapes philippinarum (Manila clam), 3050 nucleotides. RefSeq lists its product as uncharacterized. NCBI's taxonomy places the organism in Eukaryota, Metazoa, Mollusca, Bivalvia, Venerida, Veneridae. Bases 774 to 2636 code for a protein of 620 amino acids. The transcript has 3 exons. The record is from RefSeq and is a predicted model, not a curated record.